AAAAACCAAUCCACAGCCCCACACGUAACUCGCACACGAAUACUAACUCUCCACCGAAGUACAGUACAAUACAAUACAGCCACCCACUCCUCCUCCUCCUUCUUCUUCUUCUUAAAUUCAAUUUUCUCAACCCCCAAACACAAUCCCCACACACACUUGUCUCUCUGUUUCUGUUCCAUAUUUCUGCCAUUUUCUCUUCUUCUUCUUCUUCUUCUUCCUUUUUGGUUCUUUGCUUGAGCUCACACCAUUCUCUUCGGACUUCCCAAAGCAUGAAGCACAACAUAAGGAGGAGCGGCAGCUUCAGACGCCUCUUCUCUCUCAAACGACGUAGUUCUGGACACCAAUCUGAUUCCUCCCAGAGCUCACAACCCGCUUCUCCCCACCAUUCCCACACACCCUUUUGGAAAUGCUUCUCUUUUCAUGAACUUUUCGACGCCACCGAUGGGUUCAGCUCAGACAACUUGGUCGGAAAAGGAGGGUAUGCAGAAGUUUACAGAGGCAUUAUGAGCGACGGCGAAGAAAUUGCUGUGAAAAGGCUCACCAAAACCUCCACAGACGAGAGGAAAGAGAAGGAAUUUCUUACAGAGAUUGGGACAAUCGGCCAUGUCCGACACCCUAAUGUUCUGUCUCUCUUAGGCUGCUGUAUCGACAAUGGCCUUUACCUCGUUUUCCACUUCUCCUCUAGAGGCUCUGUCGCUGCUCUCCUCCAUGAUGAUGAUUUGGGCCCAAUUGAUUGGAAAACGAGGUCCAAAAUAGCUAUUGGGACGGCCAGAGGACUCCAUUACUUGCACAAGGAUUGCCAGAGGAGGAUUAUUCAUAGAGAUAUCAAGUCUUCAAACAUUCUCUUGACGGCAGAUUUUGAACCUCUGAUUUCAGAUUUUGGGUUGGCUAAAUGGCUCCCUAACCAGUGGUCUCACCACUCAAUUGCCCCAAUUGAAGGGACUUUUGGGCACUUGGCCCCAGAAUACUAUAUGCAUGGAAUUGUAGAUGAGAAGACAGAUGUUUUUGCUUUUGGAGUAUUUCUUUUAGAAGUAAUCUCUGGAAGAAAGCCUGUUGAUGGGUCUCACCAAAGCCUACACAGCUGGGCCAAACCGAUAUUGAACCGGGGAGAGUUCGAAAAGCUGGUAGAUCCACGACUCGGAGGGGCCUACGACCUUGUGCAGCUGAAAAGAUUUUGCCUUGCAGCUUCUCUAUGCAUCCGAGAGUCUUCGUUGUGGCGACCUACCAUGACCGAGGUACUUGACAUUAUGGAGGACCGGGACAUCGAUACCGAGAGAUGGACAAUGCCAGAGGAGGAAGCAGAAGAGAAGGAUGAUUUCUGGGGUUUUGAGGACUUGGAAUAUGAAUGGGACAGUUCCUUCUCCAUCAGCCCCCAUAACUCAAUGUAGGCCAAGCUUGAAGUUUGAUUGAACAAUGUCCAAACCACACAAUAGAGAGACAGUAAAUUGUGUACAUAUGAAGGUAGAUUGAAGUGCUAAUAAUGCAAAUUUUUAGUGAAAAAAGAGUUUUUUGAGCA
Momordica charantia (bitter melon) is the source of this 1516-nucleotide messenger RNA. RefSeq names its product Protein kinase superfamily protein. Gene Ontology annotation, molecular function: protein kinase activity; ATP binding. The record is from RefSeq and is a predicted model, not a curated record. Lineage: Eukaryota; Viridiplantae; Streptophyta; Magnoliopsida; Cucurbitales; Cucurbitaceae. Gene Ontology annotation, biological process: protein phosphorylation.